Purpureocillium lilacinum is the source of this 528-nucleotide messenger RNA. RefSeq lists its product as uncharacterized. The record is from RefSeq and is a predicted model, not a curated record. Lineage: Eukaryota; Fungi; Ascomycota; Sordariomycetes; Hypocreales; Ophiocordycipitaceae.
AUGGUGCUACUAGUCACCGUGGCUUUACACCACCGAGACCACUUUUCUCAAGGCAAUGCCAGGCGGGCCUUUGGCUACGAGGCUUACCACUGGGGCAUCAUCGUCUCGCCUCUGGUCAGCCAGGCACAAGACUGCUGGGCUUACGACGCCACCGACAAGUGCUACAUAGACCCUGCCACCAUGCGAGUGGUGAACCCCACCAUGGACUGGUGGUUCAGAAGCACGGAUAUCGACCCCGUGCUCAGUGACAAACUUCUCGGGCGCAUCAUCAUCGGACAGGUGCCAGACGGAACAACAAUCUCGGAGAUUCACAUGUUUUUUGAGAGCGUGCCCCUGCCGGUCAAAGACAUGGAUCCACAACAGAGCUGCGUGACGUGGGUGACGAAUGCUAUUCAGCGUCUUCAGGGACACGGUUGGGUGAGAGGUUUUGACCUUGGUCCCUUCAAGGACUUCGCACUCUCUUCCGCCGAUCACUGGAACGGCCUACCGGGGUCGUCAAAGCCUGGGGUGAUAGAGUGUGACAAUUAG